UGCACGGUCCCGUCCGAUCGGUCUUUUGAAUAGGCUGCCAAGCGACCCUCUGACUGCUUCAACAGCGUAGAUACCACUGGCUGCAUCCUGCUCUUUUUCUCUUGCUUUUGGAUAUACUGCCGUGGUAGUCUAUCAUUGUCUUGCCUUGUUUUUGUGGGGUUUUGCCUGAUUAUAUACGUUGCUGAGUCUCUGAGAUUGAAAUGACUACAAAAUAUCGCGUUGAGUACGCUCUCAAAUCUCAUCGCAGAGAUGCGCUGAUUGAAUGGAUCAAAGGUCUUCUAGCUGUCCCGUUCGUUCUCCACUCCGAGCCCGCCGCCUACAUCAAAGAAGUCGGAUCCUGGGAAGACGCAGCGAACGCGGCUCGUCGGCAAUACGCCGCGAUCCUGGCCGACGUCGAGGACAUGAUCGAGGACCAGAUCAUGAACGACACAAAGGGCACGCCGCAUAUGGCUAAGAUCCGGCAUCUGGUGCCGAGCGUGGGCACGUUUUUCACGCAUUUGCCGCUCGAGGAGGCGUUUUAUGUGCAGGAUGCGAAGCGGUCGAUUUCGCAGCGGAGACUGGUGAGUCCAAGUUUCAAUGACGUGCGGUUGAUUCUCAAUUCUGCUCAGUUGAUGAGCAUAGCGUCUGACAGUCAACCGCUAAAACUAGUGACUCUAGAUGGUGAUGUCACGCUCUACGAAGACGGCAAAUCCCUGACCGCCGACAGCAAAGUCGUCCCUGUCCUGCUCGAGCUGCUCAAGCGCGACGUCGCCGUCGGCAUCGUCACCGCCGCGGGCUACUCCGACACCUCAGGCACGCGGUACAAAGAGCGUCUGGAGGGCAUCAUUCUCGCGGUCCGGGACUCGGAGAUCCUGACGGACGAGCAGAAGCGGCGGUUGCUGGUCAUGGGCGGCGAGUCGAAUUUCUUGUUUAGGUACUCGGUCACCGAGCAGACGCUUGUGUACGUCGAUCAGGAGGAGUGGAUCUUGCCGGAGAUGAAGCAGUGGGACGAAGCAGAUAUCCAGAAUUUGCUGGAUCUGGCGGAGGAGGUGCUUACCUCCUGUAGAAAGGUUAUGAAUCUCAGCGGGCAGGUUGUCCGUAAGGAGAGAGCGGUUGGAAUCGUGCCUCUACCCGAAAAAGGCAUGAUCAGAGAAGACCUCGAAGAAGUCGUCCUCGGCGCGCAACGCAGACUCGAGUCCUCCGAAAUCGGCCGCAAGAUCCAGUUUUGCGCGUUCAACGGCGGCAGCGAUGUGUGGGUCGACAUUGGCGACAAGCGGCUCGGCGUGAUUUCGCUGCAGCGGUAUCUGGGCGGCAUCCUGGGCUCGCAGACGUUGCACGUCGGCGACCAGUUUGCGUCGAUCGGGGCGAAUGAUUUUAAGGCGCGGUUGGCGGCGUGUACGGCGUGGGUUGCGGAUCCGAGCGAGACUGUGGAGACGUUGCAGGAGCUGUGCGAGUAUAUCGACAGGAGGAAAGAGUGAAAUGAGUUUAGAGAUCAGUUUUGGAAAUAUCAGUUUUGUAAAAAAAGGCACAGUUUGAAGGACGUCAUCGUAUUAAUAUCACAAAAAAGACAAUAGACUAUUCUCCUUCUUUAACCGACGCAAUAAGCUCGCCCAAUAACGCCGCCAGUCCAUCUUUGAUACUCCCAACCGAUAGCGCGCGCACGAGAGGCUCGAGGAUCUCG
Molecule: messenger RNA, 1660 nt
Organism: Myxozyma melibiosi
Lineage: Eukaryota; Fungi; Ascomycota; Lipomycetes; Lipomycetales; Lipomycetaceae
Product: IMP-specific 5'-nucleotidase 1
Exons: 6
Coding region: 201-1457 (418 amino acids)
Biological process (GO): inosine salvage; nicotinic acid riboside biosynthetic process; nicotinamide riboside biosynthetic process
Molecular function (GO): magnesium ion binding
Source: RefSeq, a predicted model, not a curated record